AUGGAGGUCGCCUCCCCAGGGACGCCAAAUGGCGUGUCAACGCCAGAUGCGACUACUCUGGUUGACUCCGGCGCGGUGAUUCAGUACCUGAUGGAAGUGCUCCAGGUGACACUGGGUGCGCCGAAGUCCGAGCUGGAAAGCGCUGGGAGCUUGCUCUCGAAUGCUAGGUAUAAUGAUACGGUGCAGCGAUGCACGCGGUUUGCGUCAGAGCCUCAGGUGGCUCUGUAUGUGCAGAAGGACAUCGUGGCCGCCGAAGAGACCAACGGUGAGACUGAGGGUCAAGUACAAUAUGUCUAUAACCUGUCCUCCGAGAUCUCCUCCGCUUCCACGACCGUUGCCUCGGUCGCCUUCAUUAAACGCCCUGCCCCCAUCGACCCGGCCCUCUCGAUGGCAUCGCAGAUUCAAGUAAUGAACCUCCCUGGACUCGCCUCUCUCAACAAUGCCCCCGCUCAGCAGGGUACUUCAAUGUCGCCGUAUCAGAUCCUACACCUGCUGGUACAUCACGGUCUCAGUCCCUACUUCGAAGCGUACACCCGCAACCAAGAAACGGUCGCCGGCGCGAAACCGAGAGCAGACACCGAGGCAAAGACGGGUAUUCCAGGGACUAAGAAGAAGUUUGCGGAGUUGGAGCUGGGUCUCAUGCACCUCCAGCAAAACGUGGAAAUCCCGGCUCUGAAUCUCCCGCUCCAUGAUGUGGUUCAGGCUGCGUUGAAAGAUUCCGAAACACGGGGCAUCCGCGCUUCGGUGGAGCUGAUCCCGUCACAGGUUCUGGAGAGCAGCGCUUUCACGAACAGCAUCCAAAACACUGUGAACGGGUGGAUCAGGUCCAUUCAGACCAUCACCAAGAUGUCCCGUGAUCCUGACAGUGAAUCGGCAUCCCCGGAGGUCAAUUUCUGGUUGUCAAUGGAGUCCGCUCUGGAGGGAAUUGAUGCCCAGCUGCAGAGCGAUGGUGUGAAAUUGACCAUGGACAUCCUCCGCCACGCCAAGCGGUACCAGCCGACUCUCAGCUUUGUCGCGGACACCGGGCUGAAAGAUGCCACCGAGUUGGUCCAAAAGUACAACCAGCUGAUGCGAGACUUUCCACUUGAUGAGCUGCUGUCGGCCACUUCUCUGCAGAAGGUCCAAGAGUCGUUGAAUCUGAUCUUCGGUCACCUUAACAAGAAGCUGAAGAUUUGCCCCUACCCUAUCAAGCGGGCACUUUCGCUUGUCGAAGCCAUUUCGGGAGACUUGGACAAGAAGAUCCACGACCUCAUCAAUGGCCGUACCGUUCUCCACCUGGAUUACCGCGAGUUCCGGUCGUUGAUGAAGAUCGCCCAAGCCAUCUGGCGAACUUGGGACGAGAACUUAAAAGAAUUCACCAACGUUGCGCGUGAUUCUACGCGGCGUCGGAACGAAAAGUUCAUUCCAAUCAAGAUCAAUGCGCGACACGACAUGACUCGUGAACGGUUGAAGUACAUCGACACCUUUCGGGUUAACCAUGAGCAGCUCCAGAAAACCAUCAUCAAUGUUCUUGGUCCGAAGAGUUCGUCUGCCGAGGCAGGGCCUGGGGUUGACUCUGAUGGAGCCGUCAUCGUGGAAGAAAUUGGCGAUGUCGAUGCCGUGGAAGAGGUCGCACACGCCUAUGCAGCUCUCAAGAGCGUGGAUGUGCUUGAUGUUUCGCCAGAGGGAUCUCGAACCUGGGAACAAGCAGAGAUCACUUACAGUGAACGCACCUCGCGCGUGGAGAAUUCCAUCAUUGCACGCUUGCGGGAUCGCCUUGCUACAGCUAAGAAUGCCAACGAGAUGUUCCGGGUGUUCUCCAAAUUCAACGCUCUUCUUGUCCGCCCAAAGAUUCGAGGAGCCAUUGGUGAAUACCAGACACAGCUUAUCGACAAUGUGAAACGUGACAUUUCUGCUCUGCACGAACGUUUCAAGCAGCAGUACGGCCACUCAGAGGCACAUGCAAUGGCCCAGUUACGAGAUCUUCCGCCUGUCUCCGGUGCUAUUAUCUGGGCUCGGCAAAUUGAGCGGCAACUCGAUGGCUACAUGCGCAAAGUUGAGAAUGUGCUUGGAGAAGACUGGCAUUUGCACACUGAAGGCCAGAAACUGCAAUCCGAGGGCAACCUGUUCCGCAAGAAGCUCGACACGCGGCCUAUCUUCGAGUCGUGGCUCUACGAUGUUCAGCAACGGCAUAUUACAAUCUCGGGACGACUCUUCCAUGUUUUGCGCAAUCGUGCCGCAGGAAACAAACUAGAGCUGGCUGUCAACUUCGACGCUCAGAUCAUUGCCCUGUUCAAGGAGGUCCGCAACCUCAUUUGGUUGAACUUCCAAGUCCCUCACGCUGUCAGCAAUAUCUCGAAGGAGGCCAAACGCGUGUAUCCCUAUGCCAUCAGUUUGAUGGAAAGCGUCCGAACUCUUCAGCAGACAAACCGCAGUAUCAGCAUGAUGGUUGGUGUUAAUAUGUUGCUGAAUGGGUACCUGAAUGAGGCUCAGGACAUGGUCGCGAAGGGUGUUCCUCUCCGGUGGGAGUCAUUUGUCCAUUCUUAUGAGCUCCAUGUCAAGCAAUCUGCUCUGGCAAAUGGGGCCAUUGAUUCCGCGAUGCCUAGUCGUACCGAAAGCAAGCAUGUUCAGUUCGUCCGUGACUUUGCCAACUCGGCAUCUGUUCUCCAGUCCAAGACCGCUACCCUGGCUUCAAUCAACGAAAGUAUUGAGAAAUCCAUACUUGAGCUUAGAACGUGUCCGUACGAUGCCGCAUCCUUCAGGCAACGCUUAGACACCAUCCAGGUUGCCGUGGAUAAGCUCAAUCUUGAAAACUAUGUCAACCUUGGUUAUUGGGUUUCUCAGCUCAACAAUAGGAUUGAGAACAUUCUUCGCGAGCGACUUGAUCGUGCCAUUCGCGGCUGGAUCAGCACCUUCCAGGAAGCCCGGAACAACCCGCCGGGAGUCACUCAGAUUCAACUUGGCAGCGGUGACUCAGACGGUAUAACCUCCAACAUUGCAUUCCCGGAGCUUUUCCAUGAGAUUUCCAUGCAGAACCAGGUUCUCCACCUCGAUCCGCCUCUGCAAUUCGCUCGUGCAAGCUGGUUCUCGCACUUCGACACCUGGCUGGGAGUGAUCUGUAAUCUGGAGAAGAUCAAAUCGACCCGCUAUCAAAUCUCCAUCGAGGUGCAGAAAGUUCGCCAGUCCGAGGCCUGUUUCGCCGAUCUUCCGCAACAUUGCACCCAAGAGCUCAACCAAGUUUAUGGUGUUGUUGAAACCAGAAUUAAGGAAGUCUCGGAGUACGUCGACAAGUGGUUGCAGUUCCAGUCGCUUUGGGAUCUGCAGUCCGAGCAGGUGUACGAUAUUUUGGGUGACGACUUGUCCCAAUGGCUCCAGCUGCUCCAGGAGAUUCGCAAGAGUCGGGCUACAUUUGAUACAUCCGAAGUUAGUCGAUCGUUCGGCAACAUUAGAAUCGACUAUGAACAAGUCCAGACCAAGGUGAAUGCCAAAUAUGACCAGUGGCAGCAUGAAAUUCUCUUGAAAUUCGGCGCGAAGCUUGGUGGUCGUAUGAGAGAAGUCCACUCUGAAAUCGCCUCUGCACGCCGCGAUUUGGAGGGGCAGACUCUGGAGGCCUCCUCAACAGCACACGCAGUGUCUUUCAUUACGAUUGUCCAGCAAUGCAAGCGCAAAACCCGUGUUUGGGAGCCAGAAGUUGACCUCUUCCGCCAAGGUCAAACUACCCUCUCCCGCCAACGCUACCAAUUCCCUAGCGACUGGCUUCACGUUGAAAAUGUCGAUGGAGAAUGGGCGGCACUGAACGAGUUGCUCGCCCGCAAGAGCAAGAUUGUUCAAGACCAGACCGAAGGCUUGCGCGCGAAGAUCACGGCUGAAGACCGUGUCAUCAGCGACAAGGUUGCUGAAGUCAUUGCUCAAUGGAACGAGGAGAAGCCAGUCUCCGGAACCAUUCCUCCCGAUGAAGCAUCCCGAACACUGAGCUCCUUCCAGUCGCGCCUUGAGUCGCUCCAGUCUGAGUUUGAAAUGGUGUCCAAGGCGAAGGAGGCUCUCGACCUUCCUGCUAGCGCCGAGUCCUCGCUUCCCGCCAUUCUUGAGGAGGUCCAGGACUUUAUGUCUGUCUGGGCCGCGCUGUCCACUAUCUGGAAGAGUCUCAAUGAUCUUCGAGAUGGGCUGUGGACUAGCGUGCAGCCAAGGAAGCUUCGUCAAGCUCUUGACGGUCUGAUCAAGAUGACCAAGGAGAUGCCGAGCCGAAUGCGACAAUACGCUGCAUUUGAGCACAUCCAAAACGUUCUUCGGCAGCUGCUGAAGGUCAAUUCCCUUCUCUCUGACAUGAAGUCUGAGGCUGUCAAGGAACGACACUGGCAAAAGAUCUAUAAAUCCCUGAGACCUGGAAAAAGAUUCUCUCUUGUGUCUCUUACACUGGGCGAUGUCUGGGAUUUGCAGCUUGCAGCCAGCGAGACCGUCAUCCGCAACAUCAUUGCCCAGGCUCAGGGUGAAAUGGCAUUGGAGGAGUUCCUGAAAUCCGUUCGUGAGACAUGGCAGAACUAUUCCUUGGACCUGGUAAACUACCAGAACAAGUGCCGUCUUAUCCGUGGCUUCGACGACCUCUUUGCCAAGUGCAGCGAGAACUUGAACUCUCUCCAAGCCAUGAGGCACUCACCGUACUACAAAGAGUUCGAAGAAGAGGCCGCCUCCUGGGAAGACAAAUUGAACAGAGUGCAUGUUCUCUUCGAUGUCUGGAUCGAUGUUCAGCGACAAUGGGUUUACCUUGAAGGUGUCUUCACCGGAAACGCUGACAUCAAGCACCUUUUGCCUCUUGAAUCGGGCCGUUUCCAGAACAUCAAUUCCGAGUUCUUCGCUGUCAUGAAGAAGGUUUACAAGUCGCCGUAUAUUCUGGAUGUGCUUGCCAUCAACGGGGUGCAAAAGUCUCUCGAGAGAUUGGCCGACCUGCUUAACAAAAUCCAGAAAGCUCUUGGUGAAUAUCUCGAGCGUGAGCGUGUCUCUUUCCCUCGCUUCUACUUUGUUGGAGACGAAGACUUGCUGGAGAUCAUUGGUAACAGCAAUGACAUCUUCCGCGUUGCUAAGCAUUUCAAGAAGAUGUUUGCUGGAUUGUCGGGUCUUGUGAUGGAUGAUGACAACAACAUCGUUGGGUUCACCUCGAAGGAAGGGGAAGAGGUCCGUUUGAAGAAAGAAGUCAAUCUUGUCAAGACCCCCAGAAUCAACGACUGGCUCUCUGCGCUGGAGACCAACAUGAAAUUAACUCUGGCGGAACUCCUUGCCGAGGCUGUCGAACAAUUUGACACGCUCUACACUGCCGUUGAUGUCGACCGCACUGCUUUCAAUGACUUCCUCGCCAGCUACCCUGCCCAAAUUGUUGUCCUUGCCAGCCAGGUUGUCUGGACAAAUGCAGUACAGAAGUCUUUGGAAGAUGGCGGUUCUAAUCUCCCGGCACUGUAUGAUGCGCAAGUCCGGAUCCUGGAAUUGCUUGCCGCUACCGUUCUUGGCGAACUGGACGCCAUCACCAGGAAGAAGUGUGAGCAUAUGAUCACGGAGUUCGUUCAUCAACGUGACACCAUUUCCAAGCUCAUCCAAGUCAAUGCCACGACUCCCACGCAUUAUCUGUGGCUGCUCCAGAUGCGCUACGUCUACCAACCGGAAGGCGAUUUCUUGCAGCGUCUCUACGUGCACAUGGCCAACGCCAAGCUCAACUACGGAUUCGAGUAUCUGGGUGUUCCCGAGCGUCUUGUCCGCACGCCACUCACGGACCGUUGUUUCCUCACUCUCACCCAGGCCCUGUGCCAGAGACUUGGUGGCUCUCCGUAUGGUCCAGCCGGUACUGGAAAAACCGAGUCAGUCAAGGCCCUGGGUCUGCAACUUGGACGAUUUACCCUCGUCUUCUGCUGUGAUGACACCUUCGAUUUCCAGGCCAUGGGCCGUAUCUUCCUGGGUAUUUGCCAGGUCGGCGCUUGGGGUUGCUUUGACGAAUUUAACCGUCUGGAGGAGAGAAUUCUGUCUGCCGUCUCUCAGCAGAUUCAGAACAUCCAGAUUGGUCUGAGAAAGGGCGAAGAUGAGCAGUCCCAGAUUGAACUCGUUGGAAGAAGGCUUGCCGUCAACCCCAACACCGGUAUCUUCAUCACCAUGAACCCUGGGUACGCUGGACGAUCAAACUUGCCCGACAACUUGAAGAAACUGUUCCGCAGUGUUGCCAUGUCCAAGCCCGACAAGGAGCUUAUUGCGGAAGUGAUGCUCUUCUCCCAGGGUUUCAAGCAAGCCAAACCUUUGUCUAAGCAGACGGUGCCAUUCUUCGAUCACUGUUCCUCACAGCUUUCCAAGCAGGCGCACUACGACUUCGGUCUUCGUGCAUUGAAGAGUGUUCUCGUUAGUUCGGGUGGUCUCAAGCGUACCCGCCUCGCCAACGCCGAGGGAGAACUGGGCCCUGACGAAGUCAUUGAGCCCCAGAUCAUCGUCCAGAGUCUCCGUGAAACCAUUGCUCCUAAGCUCGUCCAAGAGGAUGUUGAACGGAUGCUGGAAAUCCAAGUGCAAGACUUCCCUGGCGUGGACUAUGUGCCUGCCAACUUCGAGAAGCUUACAGAGGCAAUUCGGGACAUUGCUCGUGAACAGCACUUUGUUGACAGCGAGAUGUGGAUCACGAAGGCGCUGCAAUUAUACCAGAUCCAAAGCAUUCACCAUGGUGUCAUGAUGGUUGGCAAGUCUGGAUCCGGCAAAUCGGCCGCCUGGAAGAUCCUUCUUCAGGCGAUGCAGCGCAUCGAAGGUGUUGAGGGUGUCUCGCACAUCAUUGACUCCAAGGUCAUGUCAAAGGAGGCCCUUUACGGUAACCUUGACAGUACCACCCGAGAAUGGACGGAUGGUCUUUUCACCGGUAUUCUCAGAAAGAUCGUCGACAACCUUCGAGGAGAGGACGGUAAACGACACUGGAUUGUUUUCGACGGAGAUGUCGACCCUGAAUGGGUUGAAAACCUGAACAGUGUUCUGGAUGACAACAAACUACUGACUCUUCCCAACGGAGAGCGUCUCAAUCUGCCUCCGAACGUUCGCAUCAUGUUUGAAGUCGAGACUUUGAAAUAUGCCACGCUCGCCACUGUUAGUCGUUGUGGUAUGGUGUGGUUCAAUGCCGAUACUGUCACUCCUUCCAUGAUGAUCAGCAACUACGUUGAAAGUCUUCGAACGAAAACCUUUGAGGACCUGGAUGACGAUAGUGCCCCGGCAGGAACGGCUGCGGUCCGUACUCAGGACACCCAGGAAGGGCUUUCGACCAUUCUCAAGCAGCUCCUUGGAACCGAUGACCUUGUCCUUCAGGCACUGGAAGAAGCCCAGAAAUACAAGCAUAUCAUGCAUUUCACGGACAUUCGUGCUCUCAACACCCUGUUCAGCUUGCUGAACAAGGCCUGUCGCAACGUUCUCGAAUACAAUGUUCAGCAUGUCGACUUUCCUCUGGACCAAGAACAGAUCGGAUCCUACAUCUCCAAGAAACUUCUUCUGGCAAUGGUCUGGUCUUUCACUGGUGACUGUCCGCUUGGAGACCGCAAAGCCUUUGGACAAUACGUCUCUGGAAUGACAACCAUCGAUCUCCCAUUGGAGGCAGACUCGUCCCUCAUUGAUUUUGACGUCACUCUACCGAAGUCCGAGUGGACGACCUGGCAGUCGCAAGUACCUUCCAUCGACAUUAACACGCACUCCAUCACCCAAACCGACGUUAUUAUCCCAACAGUGGAUACCGUUCGACAUGAGGAUGUGCUGUACUCUUGGCUCGCAGAGCACAAGCCUCUCUUGCUUUGCGGUCCGCCUGGAUCUGGUAAAACCAUGACCCUUUUCGCGGCUCUCAGGAAACUGCCCAACAUGGAAGUUGUUGGUCUCAACUUCUCCAGCGCUACUACCCCCGACCUUUUGAUCAAGACCUUUGAGCAGUACUGCGAGUACAAGAAGACACUCAACGGUGUGGUCAUGUCUCCGAACCAGAUCGGGCGUUGGCUUGUAAUCUUCUGUGACGAAAUUAACCUUCCCGCGCCCGAUCGGUAUGGCACACAGCGUGCCAUCACUUUCCUGCGACAGCUUGUAGAACAGAAUGGCUUCUGGCGCACUUCUGACAAAACCUGGGUGACACUGGAUCGCAUUCAAUUCGUUGGCGCUUGUAACCCGCCAUCAGACGCCGGCCGUACGGCAAUGGGAGAGCGUUUCUUGCGCCACGCGCCUUUGAUCAUGGUCGACUACCCUGGCGAGAUCUCUCUCAACCAGAUCUAUGGCACGUUCAACUCCGCAGUCCUCAAGAUCCUUCCCCUUUUGCGUGGCUACUCGGAAGCCCUGACCAAGGCUAUGGUUCAAUUCUACAUCGAGUCCCAAUCCAGGUUCACUCCAAAGAUUCAGCCCCACUAUGUCUACUCGCCUCGUGAGUUGACCCGGUGGGUGCGUGGUGUCUAUGAGGCUAUCAAGCCUCUCGAAAGCCUUUCAAUUGAAGGUUUGGUUCGGAUUUGGGCCCAUGAAGCCUUGCGUCUCUUCCAGGACCGACUUGUGGCCGAAGAAGAGCGGGCUUGGACCGCUGACGCUGUCCGGCGCAUUGCCUUGGAGCAUUUCCCUACGAUCAAUGAUGAGGAGGCACUGAAGGGCCCGAUUCUCUUUUCGAACUGGCUCUCCAAGAACUACGUGCCCGUUGAGCAAGAGAGUCUUCGCGAGUUCGUCAAGGCGCGCUUAAAGACUUUCUGUGAAGAAGAAGUUGAUGUUCCUCUGGUGCUGUUCAAUGACGUUUUGGAGCACGCACUGCGCAUUGACCGGGUAUUCCGCCAACCUCAAGGUCACCUGAUUCUCAUUGGUGUCAGCGGAAGUGGAAAGACCACUUUGUCUCGUUUUGUCGCUUGGAUGAACGGUUUGAAGGUCUUUCAGAUCAAGGUCCACGGGAAGUACUCUUCGGAAGAUUUCGACGACGAUCUGAGGAGCGUUCUCCGUCGGGCAGGAUGCAAGGGCGAGAAGAUUUGCUUCAUCAUGGACGAAUCCAACGUCCUUGACUCUGGUUUCCUGGAACGCAUGAACACCCUACUCGCCAACGCCGAGGUCCCCGGUCUGUUCGAGGGCGAUGAGUUCUCUUCUCUGAUGACUGCCUGUAAAGAGGGAGCCCAGCGCCAGGGUCUGCUGCUUGAUUCGCAAGAGGAGCUCUACAAGUGGUUUACUCAGCAGAUUGUCAAGAACCUGCAUGUUGUGUUUACCAUGAACCCGCCAGAAGAAGGACUGUCAUCGAAGGCAGCCACCAGUCCUGCCCUGUUCAACCGUUGCGUGCUCAACUGGAUGGGCGAUUGGUCCGAUCAAGCCUUGUUCCAGGUCGGCUCGGAGCUCACGCAGUCAGUCGAUUUGGACAAGCCCAAUUUCGUCUCGCCCGACAGUAUCCCUGUGGCAUACCGCGACCUGGUUCUUCCAACAUCGCACAGAGACACUGUUAUCAACUCUAUGGUGUACAUUCACUACUCCUUGCAUCGCUUCAACCAGCGCCUACAGAAGCAGCAAGGUCGGACCACUUAUCUCACUCCUCGCCAUUACCUCGACUUUGUUGCCCAGUAUGUUAAGCUGUUCAAUGAAAAACGCGAAGACCUUGAGGAGCAGCAACGACACUUGAAUGUUGGUCUUGAGAAGCUUCGUGAUACAGUCGACAAAGUCAGUGAUCUGCGGGGCAGUCUCGCCCAGAAGAAGACGCAGCUGGAGAAGAAGGACACCGAGGCAAACGAGAAGCUGCAGCGCAUGGUUGCUGAUCAGCAAGAGGCGGAGCAGCGGAAGCAGGUCUCUUUAGAGGUGCAAGCCGCAUUGGAGAAACAAGAGAAGGAAGUGGCAACCCGAAAAGAGGUUGUCUUGAAUGACCUGGCCAGAGCGGAGCCUGCGGUGAUGGAAGCACAGAAGAGUGUGAGCAAUAUCAAGCGUCAGCACCUCACCGAAGUUCGAUCUAUGGGCAACCCUCCGGCUAGCGUUCGACUUGCGCUGGAGGCCGUGUGCACGCUCCUUGGUCACAAGGUCGACAGCUGGAAAACCAUUCAGGGUAUUGUUCGCCGCGAUGAUUUCAUUGCCAGCAUUGUGAACUACGACAAUGAGCGCCAGAUGACACGCAGCCACCGAGUCAAGAUGCAGAACGAAUUCCUGUCCAAGGAAGACUUCACCUAUGAGCGAGUCAGCCGUGCUAGCAAGGCGUGCGGUCCGUUGGUGCAAUGGGUUGAAGCUCAGGUCAACUACUCCGAGAUUUUGGAUCGUGUUGGUCCUCUGCGGGAGGAAGUCGAUCAGCUCGAAGAGCAAGCUCUGCAAACCAAGGCCGAAGCCCAGGCUAUCGAGAACACCAUCCAAGGCCUCGAGGGCAGUAUUGCUACCUACAAGAACGAAUAUGCCGCCCUCAUCAGCGAAACCCAGGCUAUCAAGACGGAGAUGUCCCGGGUUCAAUUCAAGGUCGACCGAAGUGUUCGCCUUCUCGACAGCUUGGCAUCCGAGCGUGAGCGAUGGGAGGAAGGCAGCAAGUCCUUUGAAACCCAAAUCAGCACCCUCGUCGGUGAUGUUCUCAUCGCCGCUGCGUUCCUGGCGUAUGCUGGUCUCUACGAUCAGCAGUUCCGUAAGGCGAUGGUUGACGACUGGGUCCACCAGCUGGCCCAGUCAGGCAUCAACUUCAAGCCGCACAACCCCAUUACGGAAUACUUGUCUAAUGCCGAUGAGCGCCUGACCUGGCAAGAGAACUCUCUUCCUGUGGACGAUCUUUGCACAGAGAAUGCCAUUGUCUUGAAGCGGUUUAACAGAUACCCUCUUAUCGUCGACCCGUCCGGUCGUGUCACGGAGUUCCUGCAGAAAGAAAGCAAAGACCGAAAACUAACUGUUACGAGCUUCUUGGAUGAUUCCUUUGUCAAGCAGCUGGAGAGCGCCUUGCGUUUCGGAAACCCCAUUCUCAUCCAGGAUGCUGAGCACUUGGACCCUAUUCUUAACCACGUUCUCAACAAGGAAUACCAGAAGACCGGAGGUCGUGUUCUGAUUCAGCUCGGCAAGCAGGAGAUCGAUUUCUCGCCAUCUUUCCGGCUCUUCCUCUCGACCAGAGAUCCUUCCGCUACGUUCCCACCUGAUGUGUGCAGUCGGACUACCUUUGUCAACUUCACGGUCACCCAGAGCAGUUUGCAGACGCAGUCUCUCAACGAUGUGUUGAAGUUCGAGCGACCCGAUAUUGAUGAACGCCGCAACAACCUUGUUAAGAUGCAAGGUGAGUUCAAGGUCCAUCUCCGACAACUCGAGAAGCGCCUGCUGCAAGCCCUCAACGAAUCUCGGGGUAACAUUCUCGACGACGACAAUGUCAUCGAGACCCUCGAGACACUGAAGAAAGAAGCUGCCGAAAUCUCCAAGAAAAUGUCCGAGACCGAGGGUGUGAUGUCCGAAGUUGAGAAUAUCACCCACAAGUACAGCAUCAUUGCCCGAGCCUGCAGUGCUGUCUUUGCGGUUCUGGAGCAGCUUCACCACGUCAAUCACUUCUACCAGUUCUCCCUCCAGUACUUCGUCGACAUCUUUAACUCGGUCCUCUAUCAGAACAAGCGCCUCGCCCAGGAGAAAGAUCAUUCCGCACGUGUUCAAAUCAUCAUUCGGGAUCUUUUCAUCACCACAUACCAGCGAACCUCAUUGGGUCUUGUACAGAAGGACCGCAUCACUCUUGCGAUUCUUCUCGCCCAGGCGACUCCAUUCCCCAUGGACAGGACUAUUCUCGAUAGCGUCCUGGACCAGACCGUCGAGGACCAUGAUCUUUCAACCACUGUGGACGCCCGCGACCACGUCCUGAACAAUUUGGCCAACAUGUCGCUGUUCAAGCAACACAUCCCCAGCGUUUCACAAGAGCAAUGGGACCGAUUCUUUGGCGAAGAACUUGCAGAAAACGCCGUUCCGACUGUUUGGGAUGAAAAUGCCUCGCAGCUUGACCAGCUGCUUCGGUCCCUGCUUCUUGUCAAGUUUUGUCGCAUGGACCGAUUCGUUCCCACGGCUGAGCGCUUCAUUGAAGCCGUAUUCGGCCGCGAACUUUUCGAAGGCAGCAGUGACCUGAAGGACGUGGUUGACCAAGUUUCUGCGACCAUGCCGAUUUCCCUCAGCUCAAGUCCAGGCUUCGAUGCUAGUUACAAGGUUGACGCGCUGGUUGAACGUACCCAUGCUACCUGCGCCAACAUCGCCAUGGGUUCCAACGAAGGUCUCGAGAGUGCCGACAAAGCCAUCAGCAACGCCGCUGCGGCAGGCAACUGGGUGCUGGUCAAGAACGUUCACCUGGCGCCUUCGUGGCUUCAAAGUCUUGAGAAGAGACUGGAAUCGCUUAAACCACACAAGGAGUUCCGACUUUUCCUUUCUAUGGAGUCCAGUCCCAAGAUCCCGGUCAACCUUAUCCGCGCAUCGCGCGUGCUCAUGUACGAGCAGCCCGCUGGUGUGCGCGCCAACAUGAAGGAUUCUCUGUCAUCCUUGAACGUGCGGGCCAGCAAGGCUCCUGUCGAGAAGGCCCGUGUCUACGUCUUGCUUUGCUUCUUCCACGCCGUGGUUCAGGAACGACUUCGCUAUGCGCCGAGUCUAGGAUGGAAGGGCUUCUGGGAGUUCAAUGAUAGUGACUACGAAUGCUCCGCCUACAUCAUUGACCAUUGGGUUGACACUGUCGCCCAAGGCCGCUCCAACGUCGCUCCUCAAAAGCUCCCUUGGGAAAUGAUGCGCACCCUCAUCGCUGAAAUGUACGGCGGUAAGAUCGAUGACGCCGCCGACUUCCAGCAGCUUCAGGACCUGGUGACCAGCUUCCUCACCCCAACCGCCUUCGAAGACGAGUACAAGCUCGUCUCGGGCAUCGAGAAGGACGAGUUCUUGACUCUGCCCUCCAGCACCAGCCUCCGAGAUUUCAACGAGUGGGUCAACAACCUGCCCGAGCGAGAGCCGCCAACCUACCUGGGUCUCCCUGCCAACGCCGAGAAGUUGUUACUGGUAGGCCACGGCCGCAAGAUGAUCUCGGACUUGGCUCGCUUGACUAAUCUCCUGGACGAGGGCGAGCAGCUGAUGGUUGAUGCUUAA
This is a messenger RNA of Penicillium alfredii, 13017 nucleotides long. RefSeq lists its product as uncharacterized. Gene Ontology annotation, biological process: microtubule-based movement. Bases 1 to 13017 code for a protein of 4338 amino acids. The transcript has 3 exons. The record is from RefSeq and is a predicted model, not a curated record. Lineage: Eukaryota; Fungi; Ascomycota; Eurotiomycetes; Eurotiales; Aspergillaceae. Gene Ontology annotation, cellular component: dynein complex. Gene Ontology annotation, molecular function: ATP hydrolysis activity; minus-end-directed microtubule motor activity; dynein light intermediate chain binding.